UCAUGAGGAAUUUGAGGUGUGAAUGGUCAUUAGCAUAUCUUUUGUUUCCAAGGGUGGGAGAGGUCUGAGGUGUGAAUUGGUCAUUACAAUGUGUGACAAGCUUGGUAGGAACAUCCUGUGUUCAGUGUUUUGUCCAUCUGAGUACCUUGAAAACACUUUGCAUGCAUUUUUCAUGAUGAAAAAGGGCUCUGGACAGCAUCGAGAACUGGAAGAGUUUAAAAAAUUUUGCAAACGCUUAUAAACGCGAUUUGCUCAUUUUGCUUUUGAAACGCUGAUAAAAUUCUCUGCUGAAUGCAAGUUUUCUGCGU
Staurois parvus is the source of this 308-nucleotide messenger RNA. The record is from the annotation of a GenBank genome assembly. Lineage: Eukaryota; Metazoa; Chordata; Amphibia; Anura; Ranidae.